Scatophagus argus is the source of this 2018-nucleotide messenger RNA. Its product is annotated as mid1-interacting protein 1-B-like. The record is from RefSeq and is a predicted model, not a curated record. Gene Ontology annotation, biological process: regulation of lipid biosynthetic process. Gene Ontology annotation, cellular component: cytosol. The transcript has 2 exons. Lineage: Eukaryota; Metazoa; Chordata; Actinopteri; Scatophagidae. Bases 417 to 863 code for a protein of 148 amino acids.
UUCGGUCUUUGCUGAUAAUCCUCGCUCCGCCUCAGCUGCUGCCAUCCUCAGCCCGCAGACCGUCCGCGGCUCCGUCCCGGUCAGAUUCACGGACCGAGAGCAGCGACUCCCACACCGACACGUCCAAGGAGCAGCAGGCGACAUACGGUUGUGUCUGUGAUUUGGCCUGUGGGGUGAAACAGUCGGCCGGCGUCCCGCAGCAGGAGACGCCCUCCAUCCUCAGCUGGGACCCUUUGAGCCAGGUGGACAUGCCGGGUGUACCUGUGUAAGCUGUCCAGCUGUCUCACCGACUCGUUAAUACCUGACCCAGGAUCUGGCUGCAGCCUCGCAAUAAUCCUCUAAAGAGCAUUACUAGGCUAAGUUUGGCCUUGGACUGUGACCGCGGCGAGGAAAGUCUUCACUUCAGAUCGCUCGCCAUGAUGCAGAUAUCUGAAUCCUACAACCAGAAAAACUCGCUCUUUAACGCCAUGAACCGCUUCAUCGGCGCCGUCAACAACAUGGACCAGACGGUGAUGGUGCCCAGCCUGCUGCGGGACGUCCCGAUGGAUGACGCGGAGGACGUGAAGGCGGUGAGGACCGCUAACAGCACCGACUACUUCCACCAGGACGGCGACAUGUACAGCUCAUACAUGCUGCUCAAGUCCAUCCGCAACGACAUCGAGUGGGGCGUCCUGCAGGGCGACGAGCGGCGGAAAGACAAGGCCGGCGUGACGGAGGUGCCCAGGCCGGAGACGGAGGAGGACGACCUGGAGAAGCAGUUUCAUUUCCACCUGAGCGGACUCCACUCGGUUCUGUCCAAACUGACGUGUAAGGCCAACACGCUGACGACCCGCUACAAGGAGGAGAUCGGCUGCAGGAACUGACCAAAGACCAAACCGUUUCCUGAAGCCACGAUCAGCCGCACGCGUGUUUCUGUACACGUUUUAGCUCCUUAACUACACGUCAGACACGGCUUUAAAUUCCAGAAACCAAAAAGAAAAAUGUGCAAAGACCCGAAGCUGAAGUUUACGAGUUAACAUUUCGAACAUCGGUGUUUGUCUUGCAGCUGCUUUUUACAGCAGACUCUAAAAUUGUCCUUAUUUUGUAUGAAGUCUGGGCUGUUUGUCCAGCUAUCAAACAUUAAAUAUCAAAGUGUCCUUGAACACAGCAGCCAGUCGUGUGCUGCUCUCAGCUCUCACACUGAGCGAGUUUGAAGGAAGGAAGUGAAUCUGCAAACUGAUGGAGAAAACAUUUGUAGUCAAUGAGCUAAAAUGUGCAAAAGUUUGGUCCAUGGAAAAGCAUUAAUCUGAAGCACAGGGACUGAGGGACGGCGAGCGGACAGACGGCUGAGGGACGGCGAGCGGACAGACGGCUGGAAGCAUGUUUGGUCUUUUUGCUUCAGGCUGUUUGCAGGGUUUGCGUCUGUUGUCUUCCUGUUUGUCUUUUCUUCCCGAUGUCCUUCGUGUGAGCCCACAACUAUGCAAACGUGUUGGAGGGAGUCUCAGCUGACAUGAUGGCGGUUUGGAUCAGCUCAGCCAAUCACACGUCCUGCUUCAGGACUGACUUCACUGACAGGUGAAAGUGAACUUCAGGGCUGUUGAUGAAAUGUUUCUGCUUGUUGUUGAAGCUUCUAAAACGUGUUUCAGUCUGCUCGUACACCGAAACGUUUGAGUGUCGGCCUGUCGGUCGUUCUGUUGUUUGUCAGGAAGCGAGUCUGGACCUCAGGAUCCGCUUCGUGUUCGGGUUUGUCCCGACGGUCCGACAGGAAACGGCUUCACUUUCACUUUGUCUUUCUGUUGUUUCUUUAAGUUUGGCUCGUGAGAAGCUUUAAAUUCAAAAAGUAAAAUGAUGUUAAUUUAAAGUCUGAGGAAUAAAAAGUAAAAAGAGCAGCUUGGCGGCCUGAUGUGUCUGGAGACUUGAGCGGUUUGGCGGAGUGUGUGUGAGUGUGUGUGUGUGUGUGUGUGUGAAAACGACGCUGACUCCACAGAGCUUCGCAUUUUUCUAUUUAAUGUCCAGCAAUUAAAGGUUUUCACUCGUGA